AUAAAACCAUCAUAAUAGUUUUUUAAAAAAAAUUUAGCGAUUGGCUGAAAAUUUACUUGAGUGCCACUGACGAAAUUCAUCGGGAAGAAAGGGAGUUUGGAAGUGGCGGAGGGUACUCUGAUUCAAAUUCACUAUAGAUCUCUCUGCUUUUAGAUUUCACCUGGCACGCAAAUGUGGAAAUGACGAGCUGCUCAUCAUCGAGGACGAAGAUCGGGAAGAUAUGUUCUCCGGCGCCGACCAGUGCAGUGGAUUUGAAGGCCGGACGGUGGAAAAAGCCGAGUACUCGGAACCCACUGAAGGACAUCAAUAGCAUUGCCAAUGGCAACAGUAUCAGUAGCAGCACUUCUUCGGUCUCCGUCGAAGCUCCCAGAGGCUGUCUUGGUUUCUGUCUCUCAAACAAUUUUUCUUCUUCUUCUUCUACUUCUUCUUCGAGAACCAAUGUCCAGAGAACCAGAAGAACACUCCCCAAAACCCCUAAAUCUGCCCCGAAUCCGAGGCUCUCCAAGCCGUCCAGAUCCAAACCCUCGAGGGAAAACCUAAAUCUCCCACACCGAGCCUCCAAGAAUGUCGAUAAGGCUAAGAAAAAUACCCCAUCCCUGUACCAGUGGCAUGCCGGAAGAAAACUCAGUUCAUUAGCUGUCCAGAAGCCCAAGAUCCAUCUGCCGAAAAACCCUAGUGAGCCUCCUGAGCUGAGAUUAUUAGGUGUAGAAGCUGGCAUUGUUGAUGCAAAUUGUACUCCUGAUAGUAAAUUGGAUUCCACACUCGAUAAGGCUGCACUAGAUAGUGACAAAAAAACACCACCUGUGGAGGUCUCGGUGUCUCCGGAGAUUCAACAGUUGGGGUCGUCCGUGUUGUCGACAACUACACCUGCUUGUUAUGGUGCUGGGCAUAUGCUUUCUGGAGUCACAGAUAAAAGGAAGUGCAGGCCCAGAGGGAUCCUCACUGUGGGCGAUGAUCUUGGUAUUGGUAAAGCUGAGUUUUUUGACAGUGAUGAGGACGAAAAUGUAACGAGGGAUCCUCGUAUGUUUCCUAGGGUUUCUCCAGAUCCUUCACCUGCUGAAGCCUCAAUGCUUUGGCUUUUAUCUCCUUGUAAUGAGGAGGAUGAUGAUAACAAAGGUAACAACAGUUGCAAUACAGCUAGUACCACAACAACUAAAAUUACCCGGUGUAGGGAUUUUAUAUUUUCUCCAACUGGCCUCCCCGAGUUUCAAGGGUUUUUGGGUAGUUCUUCAUUAUGUUCUUCCCAUUUUGCACUUCCUAGUCGUAAUUGUAAUGCUAUUGUUUCAAAAGAGGAGAGAGAGCAAGGUUGGAAUCUUGCUGGAGAGAAUUCUCCAUUUUCCAUUGAUUCUUUGGGCAGUGAGAAUGUUAUUCAAACUCCGCACUCAGAUUCAAGCUCUGAUAGAUAUGUUGGCUCGUCUCGCAUCAAUGCUGAUGAUGGUCUGAAACAUGGUUUCAAAAAUGAACUUGAUUCGGUGGCAGAAGUUCUUCAAAGCACGAGCUUAUCUCCUGAGAGUCAAAUAUCAUUGUGGGAUCCAACUGACUUGAGUUUUCAUUUCCCUUGCUCAACUACAAGUCCCAAUUCCAUUGACCUUACUCAAUUUUGUAAGACUUUGGAUUAUCAAGCUUCUGGGAUAUCUAGUUCUAGUUUAGUGAAUGAGUUGCAAUUGGAGUCGAGGAUAUCAUGGAGGGAAGGAUUAGUCAGUCGUAUAUUCGAGAUGGAUGAACCGGAUUUCUGCAGAUGCUUAUCUGAUGAAGAGCAAGAUAAUGCCAAUGGCUGGUUUAUGUCCCAUAAAACUCCCAAACUCAAGGUUGACACAGGAAAUGGUCAGAUUUUAGCUGAUGAUUUUGGGUCUCCUGAAUUUUUUGAUCAUGAGCCAGACAUAGAUGGAAAGGGCAAAGAAAAGUUUUGGUCUCAAAGACACUGUUCACGUGCAGAGUCCAUAUGCACGGAUGGAGAUGGCCUGGUUGCUUCAGGGGAUUCAGAUUGGAAUCUAUGCUACAGGAACCAGUUAUUUGAAGUAUAGAGAUUCCCUCAGUUAUUCCUUUAUUUAUUUUUCCAUAUGUUUGUCUAGAAGUCCUCUAGCCUUAGUUUCAAGGUGGUUUUGUCUGAGUGGCAUUGAGAAUUGCCACCAAAGGACCACCUUUGUUGUAUUUUUUUUCCCUUUAUUAUAUUCAUUGUUUAGCACUGUUUUUCAUUUUUUUUUCCCUGUGAAAUUCAUGUUCUGAGACUUGCCUAAUCUACAUUCUACAUCAAA
Malania oleifera is the source of this 2255-nucleotide messenger RNA. RefSeq lists its product as uncharacterized. The record is from RefSeq and is a predicted model, not a curated record. NCBI's taxonomy places the organism in Eukaryota, Viridiplantae, Streptophyta, Magnoliopsida, Santalales, Ximeniaceae. The coding region runs from base 180 to 2024 and encodes 614 amino acids. The transcript has a single exon.